AGCCCACGCCCAUUGGCCGCCCCGCCCCAUGUGUGCUAUUCGAUUGGCUGUGGCGGCCCGGCCCGGUAUCCGGGUAAGAUGGCUGCAGUCGGAGAGUGCUCGCGCCCUGUUCCCUGGAAGUCGGCUUCCCUCACUCACGUCGAGUAUCCAGCAGGCGACUUCCCUGGCCAUCUCCUCGCCUACGUGAGCCUGAGCCCCAUUUUCAUCAUCGUCAGCUUCGUCACGCUGAUAGUCUUCAAGAGAGAGCUUCACACGAUCUCGUUCUUGGGGGGGCUGCUUGUCAAUGAAGGUGUGAAUUGGCUAAUAAAGAAUAUUAUCCAGGAGCCUCGGCCUUAUGCAGAAAUCCAUACGUCGGAGCACACCAAGUACGCAAUGCCUUCUGGCCACUCCCAGUUCAUGUGGUUUUUCUCUGUCUACUCCUUCCUCUUCCUCUAUUUAAGAAUGCACCAAACAAACAAUGCCAGGUUCCUGGACUUACUGUGGAGACAUGUGCUAUCCCUCGGCCUCUUAACAGUGGCCUUUCUAGUCUCAUACAGUAGGGUCUAUCUGCUGUACCACACCUGGAGCCAAGUCGUCUACGGAGGGGUUGUGGGGAGCAUCAUGGCUGUCGUCUGGUUCAUCUUCACGCAGGAGAUCUUAACGCCGCUCUUUCCGAGGAUAGCUGCGUGGCCGUUGUCAGAGUUCUUCUUAAUCCGAGACACCAGCCUCAUCCCAAAUAUCCUAUGGUUCGAAUACACAGUCACCAGAGCAGAAGCAAGGAACCGACAGCGUAAGCUUGGUACGAAGCUCCAGUGAACUUGGGAAGCUCAAUAACUGGACUGCACGGUUCUAUAACACGGAGAAGGGCCAGAAUCGAGACCUGUACAGAGCUGAGAGCGACGGGAGGAGCCUUUUACGAGACGGACCAAAGGGACCAGGCAGGGACCACAAACCGGACAACCAGAGGCCUUUGCCAGAUUGCUGGAGAUUCCCUGCUGCAUGUUGAGGAACGUUUGGGAGCAGAACCCAUUUAUACCACAGAUGCUCGGUGUCGGGCAGAGAUCUUACCCUCACUGGGGCAGGAUCUACUAAGGGCGUGUCUCUUGCACGAGCCCCAUUAAAGUGGCGUUGCAGGAGAGAGUCCGACUAUGCUCUCGGCUGGCCAGCCCCAUUCAAGGCUGCUUGCAUCUGACAUACUCUGGUAGGUUAUGCCUGGGAAUUUUGAAGUCAAUUGCGGGGAAAGGGGUUUGCAGGAUAUACCUAGUGUCUUGUUGGCUGGGGAGGGGACAAACAUAUAUAGCUCUGUGACCUUUUUAAAAAUUCCUUUUGCAGCAUGCAAUAUACACACUAUUUAUUACAAAUAUUUUUAAAAAUAGAACGAUGGCUUGCAAAAGAAAGAAAGAAGUGGGGGCGGAGAAUGGGAAGUUGCCCAUUUAGUCAUGAGUUUUGGAAAGCGACCAGUUCGCCUCCACCCAGGCAGGCAGCAGAGGGUGAAGCUGGCAUUGCCGAGGGGUCCACAGAGGCCUUUUUCUCCAUUUCCCCCUCCCCGGUUUCACUUGCAAUGACUGUUGGGGGCGUCCCGGCCGGCCCCAGCUGCACUUCGUGGGGAAAAGACUCUGGGUCUUGCUUUUAACACUAGUGAUGUUUCAGCACACGGUGGGACACAGAGAGGCAAGGGCGCCCCCGUGUAGGGGUGUCGACAAGGGUGGAAAAACUACACUAUGCUGACUUUUUUCCUUAUUUAGAUAACUCAGACUGUUUACUAGAGACCUCCUUUUUAUUAUCAUCAUCAUCGAGUGCCAAUUAGUUGGUCCACUGUUCACAAAUGAACCCCCCCCUCCACACACACACCCCUCUUAUACUUCCUUUCUCAGCCCCUAUUGCAAACUUUGUUGCUGGUUGUUUCAAAUGCACACAAAAAAAAGAGAGAAAAACCCACCACCACCUCAAAAAGGAGGCACUAUUAAGGCAUCACUGUGUUCUUAAUGGUUUAGAUUUAGCCCCAAGCAACCCCCAAACUUUUAAAUACUCAAUAAAAGUGUUUUUAUGGUCA
Messenger RNA from Hemicordylus capensis (graceful crag lizard), 2032 nucleotides. It is a transcript of the gene DOLPP1, whose product is annotated as dolichyldiphosphatase 1. The transcript is spliced from 8 exons. Gene Ontology annotation, cellular component: intracellular membrane-bounded organelle; endoplasmic reticulum membrane. Gene Ontology annotation, biological process: protein N-linked glycosylation; lipid biosynthetic process. Gene Ontology annotation, molecular function: dolichyldiphosphatase activity. The record is from RefSeq and is a predicted model, not a curated record. Bases 79 to 795 code for a protein of 238 amino acids. Lineage: Eukaryota; Metazoa; Chordata; Lepidosauria; Squamata; Cordylidae.